Messenger RNA from Rasamsonia emersonii CBS 393.64, 693 nucleotides. RefSeq lists its product as uncharacterized. The record is from RefSeq and is a predicted model, not a curated record. Lineage: Eukaryota; Fungi; Ascomycota; Eurotiomycetes; Eurotiales; Trichocomaceae. The transcript has 4 exons. Bases 1 to 693 code for a protein of 230 amino acids.
AUGUCCACCACCAGCGCUCAAGCCACCGCGGUGGUAACAGGGUCCUUUCUCUCCGGAGCAAUGAUGUCGCUCUCCCUCAUGGCUGUUCCCGUCCUCUUGGACACUACCACUGAGGCGCCCCAGCUCUUCUUCCAGUGGACGCCCAUGGGGCGUGUUCGCGCUGGCGGGCAUGACGACAGUGAGUAUGCUGCCGUUUACGUGGAUUUUCAUGGUGCCUACGAACAACGAACUGUUUCGGUUGGAGGCAGCGAGCAAGGCGGAGCCGUUGGUGAUGGGGAUUUUGGGAGCCAAGGAGCUGGUGGUGAAGUGGAGUUGGUUGCAUUUUACAAGGUCGCUGUUGCCGCUGACGGGGGCGGUUUUGGAUCAACAGUCCUUCAUGCCAUCCACCACUUCCCCAUCCCUGAUAAACUCCGUAAUCCACCCGAUUGUCAUCAUGCUCUUUUUGGUAUCUGCAAACUUCUCAUGGUCUCCCACCAGAUGCUGCUUGUACCACGGAUCCUCCUUCAUCUUCUUGUAAUCAUCGACGCUUUUAAACACGACCUGGCUGAAGCAGUCGAAGUCGGCCAGGUUGGCCAUCUGGUGGUCAAAGAGCUUGUUCAUAAGGGCGCGGGUCUCGAUUGUGUUGUGGAUCUUUUCAAUCAGCUCCUGCACAGGAACAACGGGUCAGUGGGAGCGGAAAAAGGCUCACCAUAG